CAAAGACAGACAGUUGAUAGCUGAGAAGGGGGCCGACAAAAAGACUGAAGCAUGAUGGUUGAAUUCAGACGGACGAAAGCGUCUUUAUUUCUGAUACUGAUGCUUCAGUUUACAGCAGCAGCUGGACAAUAUUCCCCCCACUUUGUUGUCAGAGAUGGAGAUGAAGUCACUUUGCCUUGUAGACAUAUGAUAGAUGAUCAGAGCGGAUGUGGCAGUAUUGAUUGGCUCCUCAGUGGUCCAGGAAGGUCAACAGUACAGCUGGUUAAAAAUGGGCAGAUUGGUGAAAACAUUAAACCGGACAGACUGAGCGUGACAGAGAAUUGUUCUCUGGUUAUAAAGAAGGUCACAGGCGAGGAUGUUGGUUUGUACACCUGCAGACGGAUCAUACCAAGACAUCAAUAUGAAGAUGCUAAUGUUCAUCUGUUUGUUAUUACCAUCACUGAACGUACAGACUCUGAGGAGGUGACGUUGUUCAUCACUGUGUUAACUCACAGACAGUGUGAAUACAGAGUGAAGUGGCUGCAUGAGGAUCAAAAUGUGGAGAAAGACAAAGACAUGGAGACAUAUCCCACUUGCUCAGCUACUGUGAAAUUUCCUACAACUUAUCUGAAGCAGGAUUUAAGAUAUCCCGACCUGUUCAAGUUUGAAGUGACCAAUCAUUACACUGGACAAGUGCAGCAGUUUGACUUCAGUCCUCAGCCCUCAGGUGGGAAAGCAGGUGAAGAAGCAACAACUUCAAUAUCAUCAGCACCACCAACAUCAACAUCAACAACAGCAACACCAGACGCUCGUACAGAUUGUUCUGUGGUGAACUACAUAAUGUUGGUGAUGCGUGUGGCUGAACUCGUCCUCAUCACUGUGAUCACUGUUCUUCUCAUCAGAGCUCGAGGAAGGCAGAGACCACCUGAUGACAACACUGUUUUAAACUCAGGAGGAAGCAGAACAGCGAGGCGUUCAGGUGCAGCAGCCAGUCAGGUAAAGAUGGUGAAAAAUGAUGAAGAUGAAGAUGAUGGUACCAUGGCAUAUGAAAACCCUGGAGCCACUUCUGCCUCUUUCAGACUCCACUGAUCCGCAACUUUCACAUCAACAUCGACUCAUAGAAGACCACAGCGCAAUUAAAUGACUUCACAUUUACGUCGGCAGCCGAUGGCUUUAGAUAACAAAUUAUAAAAUGUCUGUCGUUAGACGACAACAUUCAAAUCUUGAUUUCACCUCACAUCAGGAGGUUCUCACUGUGAGAAUCAGAAAAUGUCUUUUUCCUGCAUCAUUUGUGAAAUUCUUGAUUUCCUGCAGGUCGGAUCACGGCAGCUGGAUUUCAGCUUCAUUUAACAGGAAAGAUCAUUUAACUCUUGUUGACUUCCUUAAAUCAUCUUCCAGCUGAAGAGUUCAGAUCAUGGUUUUCAGAUUUACUGGUUGUUUUUGAAGCUGCAGCAUCUCGAGGUCAGUUUCAUGUCUCUGCGUCCAGAAGAACUCAUUUUAAUUCACUUCCAUUUCGCAGCAUUGUUGUUAACAUAUUUGUUGAGACGUGUAUGUGUUUGACUUGAAGGGGUCUUCAACCUUAAUGGAGUCAUCAACAGUCUUCUCUUUAUUAUAUCUGUGAACAAUGUCACCUGCAAAUAAAGAAAUA
This is a messenger RNA of Chelmon rostratus (copperband butterflyfish), 1627 nucleotides long. RefSeq lists its product as uncharacterized. Gene Ontology annotation, molecular function: protein tyrosine kinase binding; MHC class II protein binding. Lineage: Eukaryota; Metazoa; Chordata; Actinopteri; Chaetodontiformes; Chaetodontidae. Gene Ontology annotation, biological process: T cell activation; positive regulation of ERK1 and ERK2 cascade; interleukin-15-mediated signaling pathway. The record is from RefSeq and is a predicted model, not a curated record. Bases 52 to 1068 code for a protein of 338 amino acids. Gene Ontology annotation, cellular component: external side of plasma membrane; membrane raft. The transcript has 8 exons.